AUGGCACCCCUUCCAUCCACCACCAACCUCAAAUCCUACCUCACCACCCUCCUCAAACGCACACCCUCCCCAUCACCAACAUCUUCCUUUGGCACCGUCGUUGCCCGCACACAAGCCAUCCUCCCCCGCGACACAACCGUUGACCCUGCUUCUGGCGUAACCCCAUUCAAAAGCAUCCCCAAUAAAGCCAUCUUUGCGCUCUUCGGCCUCAUCGGCGUCGGCAUCGUUUGUACCGUAAUCUGGUUCUUCUUCUGGGCGAAAAAUGGUGGUUUCUACUUCCAUGAAAACGACUGGGACGAUUAUAAAUCCACAGUCUUGCGUCGCAAAGGCCCCAAUGGAACGACGCUGAGUGGUGCGACGGAGAGUACGGAUUUGGGGGGUGGCAGUGUUGUGCAUGGUGAGAAGACGAGGAGUAAGUGGGGACGCAAGAAGAAGGGUAUGAAGCGGUAUAAGGAUUUCGAUGAGGAGGGGAGUGAGAUGACUGGGAGUGCCGGGGGGAGUUCAUUGGGGAGCGAGAUGAGCGAAUUGAAGUGGAAAGUUAAACAGGAUCGGAAGAAGGCCAAGAAACAUGAAUCGAGACUCCGCGGUGGGGACCUUGGGGCUGAGGAGGCGAUGCUUGAUGAUAACGAGACAGUGGAGAAUGAGCUGCGUGCUUAUCGACAUGAGAAACCUGCGCGUGUGGGGGGAUUGAACAGGCAAGCUGAUGGCAGUGCUUGGGACGGAUCUACAAACGACAACUCGACAACGAAUGAUAAUUCGACCGUUGCUUCGGACUUACUGUCUCACCGCGAGCACACGCCUACGAACACGCCUACAAGAGUCAAGAAGGAACGCAAUGACAAUUAUACCGGUGGCAAGGGAGGCAUUCGCAAGGUUGUUAGCACGACUAGCGGCGGUGUUGGCUUCUGGAACCGCAACUCCAAGAAACCCAACCUAGAUGAAGACCACAUCAAGGCCGAAGCCGCCAAGCUACAAGAAAAGGGCCGCGCUGCUCAACGUCGAGACUUCAGUUUCAACAUCGGCGACGACAGUACCGUUGCUUCUGAACAAGAGGAACGUCAAGCUAGACGAGAGGCUAGGGAGGCGAGACGCGCUGCGAGGAAGGCGCAGGGCACUUUUAUCGAAGGCAGUGAAAUUAGCAGUAAUGUUAGUAGUGAUUUGGGGACUAAGGCGUAUCACCAUCCAAUUCCUGGACUGAGUAGUACGGCUGGGAGUGAGUAUACUGAGGAGAGGAGGAAGAAGAGGGCUGGUGGGGGUGGGUAUAGACGGGGAAGGAGGGAUAGUUUGAGUGAUGAUGGAAACUGA
Molecule: messenger RNA, 1305 nt
Organism: Lachnellula hyalina
Lineage: Eukaryota; Fungi; Ascomycota; Leotiomycetes; Helotiales; Lachnaceae
Exons: 1
Coding region: 1-1305 (434 amino acids)
Source: RefSeq, a predicted model, not a curated record